CUCAUCACACCAAAGAAAAAGCUCAUUCUGAUAUAGCUUUCUCUUCUUCUUUUCUCUCUAAUGGCUUCAAUUUCUCAUCUCUUCAUAGUUCUCUCCCUCUUAACCUUCUCGGCCAAUGCCCAGCUCUCCCCCACCUUCUACUCGAAAACCUGUCCAAACCUCCAACGGAUCGUUCGUUCGGGUAUGACCAAAGCUAUUAACAAAGAACCUCGCAUGGGGGCUUCCAUCCUUCGCUUGUUCUUCCACGAUUGCUUCGUAAAUGGCUGUGAUGGUUCUAUACUGCUGGAUGCCUCUUCAAGCUUUACCAGCGAAAAGAAUGCGUUUCCCAACAGAGACUCGGCCAGAGGCUUCGAAGUGAUUGACGACAUUAAAACUAGUGUCGAAGCUGCUUGCAAAGGUGUCGUUUCAUGCGCUGAUAUCCUUGCUCUUGCCACUCGCGAAGGGGUCAAUUUGCUUGGAGGGCCUAGUUGGACACUACCGCUUGGUCGGAAGGACUCGAGGACCGCGAGCGAGAGUGGAGCAAACAACAACCUACCAGGGCCAGGCUCGGACCUAUCGACGCUGAUCUCGAUGUUCAGCGCGCAGGGGCUAAACGCCCGUGAGAUGACCGCGCUCUCGGGCGCCCACACCAUCGGCAUGGCCAAUUGUGCCUUCUUCCGAACCCGCAUCUACAACGAGUCGAACAUCGACCCCACAUUCGCCGCCCAGCGGAGAGCCAACUGCCCGUUCACCGGCGGCGACACCAACUUGGCCCCACUCGACGGAACGCCCAAUAAGUUCGACAACACGUAUUACCGGGACUUGAUUAAUAAGCGUGGCCUGUUCCAUUCCGACCAGCAGCUCUUCAACGGCGGUUCUCAAGACCCGCUGGUUCGGACUUACAGCACAAGCCCGGCCAUCUUCACGAGGGACUUUUCGAAUGCGAUGAUAAAGAUGGGGAAUCUCGGCCCGCCGGCUGGGGCGCCAACUGAGAUCAGAUUAAAUUGCAGGGUAGUUAAUUAAUUAAUAAUUAUUAAAUUUCCCCUGCCGGAUCGAGCAACUAUAUAUAAUUAGGAACAAUAUUUAUAGUUUAUAUAAUAUAAUAUUUAGCUAUACGAAUAAGAAAGAUAUGCUUGCCCACUGCCAAAUGUAUGGAUAAAUUAGUUGUUAUUUCUCUAAUUUUUCUGUUUCUCUACUUGGUUUCUUUUCUUUCUACGUGUUGUAGAAUAUUUCUGGCUAUCAAAGGAAUUAAUGCCAUUUAAUGAAAUUUAAAUUAGCUUUAUAGUA
This is a messenger RNA of Momordica charantia (bitter melon), 1266 nucleotides long. RefSeq names its product peroxidase P7. The record is from RefSeq and is a predicted model, not a curated record. Gene Ontology annotation, molecular function: peroxidase activity; heme binding. Gene Ontology annotation, biological process: response to oxidative stress; hydrogen peroxide catabolic process. NCBI's taxonomy places the organism in Eukaryota, Viridiplantae, Streptophyta, Magnoliopsida, Cucurbitales, Cucurbitaceae.